AUGACAGCCCUUGUAUAUCUGAAGCUGUUGGGGUUGCUGAGCAUUGCACAAGGUCUAGCUGAAGACAGGAUCAUUGGAGGAUCUGAAGUUGUCCCUCACUCUAUCCCGUAUCAAGCCUCCUUACAGAUAAGAUCAGUACAUUACUGCAGUGGGACUUUAAUUAACCCCAGGUGGAUCCUGUCAGCAGCUCAUUGUGUGAAACCUCCAUAUCUCAUUACAGUUGUUUUGGGUGAACAUAGCCUUUCCAGGUCAGAUGGCAAUGAACAGUUCUACAGAGUGAUCAAACUUAUAAUGUUUCCUUUCUACCAACCUGCAACAUUCAGGCACGACAUCAUGCUGAUGAAAUUGAAUAGGCCAGCAAAACAGAAUGCAUAUAUCAACUUUGUAGCAAUUCCAUCUACUGAUGAAAUGGUUCCUGAAAAUACCCUAUGUACAGUCUCUGGCUGGGGAGUCACCACUGUUUACAGUUAUAGUCUAUCUGAUAUACUUAUGGCUGUCAAGAUUCCAAUCAUUCCUCGCUACAAGUGCAAUAGACCUUCUUCAUAUGGUGGAAGAGUGCAUCCCUACAUGAUCUGUGCGGGAUACAGUACAGGAGGCAAGGAUUCUUGUCAGGGUGAUUCUGGAGGACCACUGAUUUGUAAUGGAGUCAUUGAAGGAAUUGUAUCCUGGGGAAUUAGUUGUGCACAUUACAAAUACCCAGGUGUAUAUACAAGAGUAGGCAAGUACAUAAAUUGGAUUCAAACUAAAAUAGCAAGGUUUUGA
Molecule: messenger RNA, 762 nt
Organism: Rhincodon typus (whale shark)
Lineage: Eukaryota; Metazoa; Chordata; Chondrichthyes; Orectolobiformes; Rhincodontidae
Product: trypsin-like
Exons: 5
Coding region: 1-762 (253 amino acids)
Biological process (GO): proteolysis
Molecular function (GO): serine-type endopeptidase activity
Source: RefSeq, a predicted model, not a curated record